AAAAAAUAUUGUUCCUGUUGCACAGUCUCAACUGACUUUUGUGAAGCCUUUAAAAACAGAUAUUCCUAGACAUCCAAUGCCUUUUGCAGCAAAGAAUAUGUUUUACGAUGAGCAAUGGAAAGAAAAACAACAACGAGGUUUUACAUGGUGGUUGAAUUUUGUACUUACUCCUGAUGAUUUUACUCUGAAAACAGACAUUUCACAAGUUAAUGCAGCAUGUCUCAUCCUGGGAACAGAGACUUAUAAAACCAGUGUUCCUAAAGCACCAACAAAAGAAGAAGCAUCAUUAAGAGCAUAUACAACUCGAUGCAAAUUAAACAGACUUCGUAGGUCAGCUUGCCGCUUGUUUACCUGUGAUGAAAUGGUGAAAGCAAUAAAAAGGCUGGAGAUUGAAAUUGAAGCAAAACGUUUGCUAGUUCGAAAAGACAGACAUCUGUGGAAAGAUAUUGGAGAACGACAGAAAAUCCUCAACUGGCUUUUAUGUUACAAUCCACUGUGGUUGCGCAUAGGUCUGGAAACAAUCUUUGGUGAACUGAUUGCUUUGGAAAGUAACAGUGAUGUGAUGGGUUUGGCAGUGUUUAUACUAAAUCGCUUGUUGUGGAACCCAGAUAUAGCAGCUGAAUACCGACACCCAACUGUGCCUCACUUUUAUCGAGAUGGUCAUGAAGAAGCAUUGUCCAAAUUUACACUAAAAAAACUACUACUACUGGUUUGCUUCCUUGAUCGUGCCAAAGUGUCUCGAAUUAUUGAACAUGACCCUUGCUUAUUCUUCAAAAAUGCAGACUUUAAGUCUAGUAAAGAAAUAUUACUAGCAUUUUCCCGGGACUUUUUAAGUGGAGAAGGUGAUCUUUCACGUCAUCUUGGCUUCUUGGGUUUCCCUGUUAAUCACAUACAGACUCCAUUGGAUGAAUUUGAUUUUGCUGUUACAAAUUUAGCUACAGACUUACAAUGUGGCAUUCGUCUUGUGAGAACUUUAGAAUUGCUGACAUCAGAUUGGACUCUUUCCAAAAAGUUAAGAGUGCCCGCAAUCAGCAGACUUCAGAAGAUGUAUAAUGUUAAGCUUGCUUUUGAGAUAUUGAAUAAUCAUGGAAUUCAGUUGAAAGAUGAAAAUGGUUCAACCAUUGACACAAAGGAUAUUGUAGAUCGACAUAGAGAGAAAACAUUUGCUUUGUUAUGGAAAAUAGUGUUUGCUUUUCAGGUGAACAUUUCUCUUGACAUGGAUCAGUUAAAAGCAGAAAUUGCUUUCUUAAAAAACAUGCAAGUUACAAAAUUAAAAAGACAUGAUGUGGAAUGUGUUAACAGCAUGGGAAAUGACACCAGUAGGUCUUAUUCAUAUGAAAGCUAUGGUGAAAAUGUAAAACUGCUGAUGGACUGGGUGAAUGUUGUCUGUGGAUUUUACAAUAUUAAGGUGGAAAAUUUCACAGUGUCUUUUUCAGAUGGAAGAGUAUUAUGUUAUUUGAUUCAUCAUUAUCACCCAUGUUAUGUGCCUUUGGAAGCUGUAUGUAAACUCACUACUCAAACAAUAGAAUGUACCAGAAGUGGCACUCUUGGGAUGAAUUCCUCUUCUGAGUCUGAUGCUUCUCUAAAUCUCAUAAAUGGAACUUUUGAUCAAAGUAAUACUUCUGUGCUUUAUAAAGAACUCCUUGAUAAUGAAAAGAAAAAUUUUCAACUGAUCAAUGCUGCAAUUUCUGAUCUGGGAGGUGUUCCAGCUAUGAUUCAGCAUUCAGACAUGUCAAAUACAAUACCUGACGAGAAGGUAGUCAUUAUUUAUGUGUCAUUUCUAUGUUCAAGACUUAUAAGCCUUUCUAAAGAGAUUCGAGCAGCUCAGUUGAUUCAAUCUGCUUGGAGAAAAUACAGAUUGAAAAUACUUACUGAGGUAUUCAGAAAGAGGAUUGUUUAUAUUAUUAUUUUUUUCCAGACCAAGAAGCAAAAAAUUAAUGCUGUAGUUGUACUUCAAAAGCACUGGAGAAGAUAUUUGGCUGUACUGGAACUUCAGAAAUUAAAAAAGGCAAAGCAAGAAGAAACUGGAAGAAUUGCAAUCCAGAGAUGGCAAGAGGCUGUAAUUGUCCUUCAGGCUUGGUACAGAAUGAAGAGAGAGAGAAAGCGGUUUUUAAAAAUGUCCGGAGCUGCAUCUGUCAUUCAAACAUACUAUCGUGCACAUAGAGAACAGACCUUUCAGAGACAGAAGUUUUUGCAAAUCAAAAAGGCAACUUUGCGUUUGCAAGCAAGCUACAGGGGCUUUAAAGUACGACGAAUGCUAAGACACCAACACACGGCUGCUACUAAAAUCCAGGCUACGUACAGGGCUUAUGCUGCCAGAAUGAAAUAUCAAAGUUUGAUUCAAGCUUCCAUUGUGAUCCAGAAAUGGUACAGGACUUCUAAAAGUGGAUCCAAAAUAAGAAAAAGAUAUCAGAAGACAAAAGCAGCUGUGAUUUCCUUACAGGCAGUUUUGCGUGGUUGGCAAGUGAGAAAAUGGCUUCAGAGGCAGCGUGCUGCUGCAAUUACUAUUCAAUCUGCUUACAGAAAGCAUAAAGCUAUGAAAAAAUUCAGGAUGGUGAGACAUGCUGCUCUUACUAUACAGCAGCAUUAUCGGGCUCACAUCUCAAGUAAAAAACAGCAACAGGAAUAUAUUAUUCUUUACAAUAGCAUUGUAUUAUUCCAGGCAACUUGGAGAGGAAUUAUUGUGAGGAGGCAAAUAGAAAGACAGCAUCAGGCUGCAGUGACUAUUCAGUCCUAUUAUAGGAUGCAUGUGAUUCAAGCUAAGUUUAAACACUUCAUAGAAGCUACAGUUACAAUUCAGAGAUGGUAUCGUGCUGUUAUUCAAGCCCGUAAUACACGACAAAAAUACCUUGCUUUAAAGGAAGCUACUGUUAAAAUGCAGGCAAUUUACCGAGGUUUGAGAGAAAGGCGAAAAAUCCAGCGCUUGAACCAAGCAGCUAUUUGUAUCCAAUCCAUGUUUAAAAUGCAUCAAUCACGUAAAAAUUACCGUGCCUUAAAGGCGGCUGCUAUAUCUCUUCAGAGAAGGUAUCGAGCAACAGUACUCUCAAAACAGCAACGUGAGAAGUUCCUUAAUUUAUGUAGAGCAGUGAUUGUAAUACAGUCUACCAUCAGAGGCCUGCUUGUUAGGAGAUAUGUAAAGCAAAUGCAUCUAGCUGCUACAGCUAUCCAGGCAACCUUUCGAAUGCACAUAACCUAUACUCGAUACAGAACAAUAAAGUCUGCUUGUGUUGUAAUACAACAUCAUUAUAGAGCAUACCAAACAGCUAAGCAAAUCAGAGAUUUGUAUUUAAAACAGUGCCACUCUGCUUUAAUUCUUCAGGCGGCUUACAGAGGAAUGAAAGUUAGGCAUAUGUUAAAGAAAAAACAUGAAGCUGCAGUAGUCCUACAAAGUAACUAUAGAAAACACAGGCAAUGGAAAUCCUACAAAAAUAUUCAGUGGGCAGUCAGACUCGUACAGGCAAGAGUCAGAGCCAACCAAGAGAGCAAAGCGGCAGUCCAGCAGUAUUGCUCCAUUAAGAAAGCUACCAUCUGCAUUCAGAAAGCUUUUCGAAGGAUGAAGGCAAGAAACCAAAGAAGACAGGAAGCUGCUGUCUUGCUUCAGCGGAAUUUUAAAAUGCAAAGAGCACGUAAAAAUUACCUUGCCUUAAAAGCGGCUGCUAUAUCUUUUCAAAGAAAGUACAGGGCAUUGGUUGUGAUGAGAAGACAAACUAAAGAAUAUGCUUCUGUUCGUAAAAAAAUUAUUUGCGUGCAGUCUUUCUAUAGAGGCUUUAAAAUACGGAAAGAAGUCAAACGCCAGCAUUUAGCAGCAACAGUGAUUCAGGCAACAUUUAGAAUGUAUAAAGUUAAAUUAGCUUACCAGAAACUGAGAUAUGCUACUAUUACCAUGCAGAAGUACUAUCGAUCACAUCUACAGGAAAAAUAUCAAAAUACACAUCAGGCUAUUCAGAAAUCUAUAAGAAGUCAGGUCACUUGCAGAGAAACAAAAAUACAGCCAGAAUUGGACAUCAUGAAUAUUUCAGCAACUAUCACCCAAUCUCUUUAUUGGAUGUAUGUACAGCAAAAGCAUUCCAAAUUGAUAUGGUGGGCUGUGGUAACUAUUCAGUCUGCCUUUCGUGGAAUGGUAGCACGCAAGAAAACAAAGAAAAUGCGUGCAGCAAGAAACAGACAGUUGUGUCAUAUAGCUGUGAAUGAUAGAACUGGAGCUAUUGAAUCAAAGAGUGAGUGCCAUACAAAUAAAGCUGGAGAACAAUACCAGAAAUAUUGGAAAGCUGCAGUUUUAAUACAAGAACAUUACCGAUCUUACCUGACUAUGAAACAUCAUUCAACGGUUUAUUUGCAAACAUGUAAGAGAAUAAUUCUUUUGCAAGCUACAGUGAGAGGUUUCAUUGAACGACAGAGAUUUUCGAGAAUGAAAAAAAGUACGAUAAAAAUACAGAGAUGGUAUCGAGGAAACUGGCAGAGGAGGAAAUACCUGCAAUAUCGUAAGAAAAUUAUUAUAAUACAAAGAAUGGUGAGAAGAUGGAUUAGCCACAGAAAUAUAAAUACAGGUGGAAUUCCAAAAGAUAUAAACCCCGAAAAUGUUAACACUGGAGUAACUAAAUUUCAGGCACUGUGGAGAGGAUAUUCUUGGAGGAAGAAGACUGAUACUCCAGAAACCAGAUCUCUACGAGACAGUUUGAUCAUUGCCAAUAAAGAAAGCAAAGAAGAGAAGAAGCUAUAUAAUAGAACUGCAGUUGCCAUUGAUUAUCUUCUUAAAUAUAAACAUUUUUCUUAUAUUCUGGCAGCUCUGAAGGAUCUGGAGGUUGUUACAAGAUUGUCUCCUGUUUGCUGUGAAAAUAUGGCCCAAAGUAAAGCAGUCUGCACUAUUUUUACAUUGAUACGGAGCUGCAAUAGAAGUGUCCCUAGUAUGGAUGUUAUUAAAUAUUCUGUCCAAGUCUUGCUUAAUUUAUCAAAGUAUGAAAGGACUACUGAUGCUGUUUAUUCAGUGGAAAAUUCAGUAGAAACACUGUUGGAUUUACUUCAGAUGUACAGGGAAAAAGCUGGGGACAAAACUUCAGAAAAAAGUGGUAGCAUUUUUACCAAGACAUGCUGCUUAUUUGCUCAUCUCUCAAAGGACUCAAGAAGAGCUUCUGAGAUUCGAAACAAUCAUAAAACAGUUGCUAGCCUUCGGAGAUUGUUUAGACUUACAGCCCGGAAACAUCAAAUGGAUGUUCAAAGAAAGCUUGCCAAACAAAAAAAAGUUGCAUACAUAAAUGGACAGAGUUCCAUUCCUGUAAAAACAAAAAUAGUUUCAAGGCAGAGGCCAGAUUGGGAUUUAAAGAAAGAUAAUAUAAGAGAGAUUGUUGAUCCAUUGCAAGCCAUUGAGAUGGUAGUGAACACACUUGGAAUUUCCUGCAAUUAAAGCAUGAAAGAGUUUAUAAUUUUGACAGUUUCAAAAAGAAAUGGACUGGACUUGUGUAUCGAUGUACAUAUUAUGCAUUUGUUUUAUAAAGGUUGUUUACCUGUGUUUGAACACAUCUGUCAAUCAAACUAAACUUCUUAUUGAUAUUUAUCUAUUGAAUUAAUAAAAUCUCAAGCAUUACUUUUAUAAGAAAAGUAUAUACUGUG
Molecule: messenger RNA, 5607 nt
Organism: Pseudonaja textilis
Lineage: Eukaryota; Metazoa; Chordata; Lepidosauria; Squamata; Elapidae
Source: RefSeq, a predicted model, not a curated record